Aphis gossypii (cotton aphid) is the source of this 1163-nucleotide messenger RNA. RefSeq lists its product as uncharacterized. The record is from RefSeq and is a predicted model, not a curated record. The transcript is spliced from 2 exons. The coding region runs from base 238 to 708 and encodes 156 amino acids. NCBI's taxonomy places the organism in Eukaryota, Metazoa, Arthropoda, Insecta, Hemiptera, Aphididae.
ACAUAAACCUACUCUAACACACAAGCACAUCUCUAACGCGCGCACGCACCGCACGCGCCCCUCUCGCGGCUAACCCACAUAAUAUCCGUCCUCGGCUCGCAAUUAAUCGUAGUAGUGUAUUCUGCUGCUUCCGAGACGUACAUACGUGUGUGUGUUUAUUAACGUUCGAGACUGCACAGCGACAGUUUUAAUUUUUUCACCGUCCAUAUUACACAGUCGUUUUCAACAAUCGAAAUAAUGGCAAAGUUCACGAUCAAAGCCCUCGUCGUCACGGCACUGGUGUGCCUCGUUUUUGACUUGGCCGCAUCCGACAACAGUCAACAGCAUCAGCAAAACGAGGACGUGCACCAGCAGACUGUCGGUUACGUCGACAAGGACACGAGCUCGGAGACCACCCCGACACCCAGCACGUUUAAGGACAAGUUCAAGGGAUUCGUGAGCAGCGUCAAGGAGGGAGCGUCGGACGCGUUGGACAAACUGGACGAGAAACGCAAGGAGGCGGUUGCCGGAACCAAGAAGCUGGUGAACGGCGCCAUUGACAAGAUCAAGCACUCUUACGACUCGAUCAAGAACGGAAACUCCGAGGAAAACACGCCCAGGAGUCCGGAAUCGUCGUCGGAAGAGCACGUCAAGAACGCCGCUAAGGACGCCAAAGACGCCGUUAUCGACAAGACCCAAAACUUCAUGAAAUCCGAAAAGACCAACUGAUCACCUGCAAUUCAGUUAUCAACGACACCGUCAGCUCUCCAAUCACACUACGCAUACAUUAUGAUAAUAAUAAUAUAAUAUUGUACAAUAAUAUUAAAAUACAUAUAUUACUUUUUUUUAUGUUUUAUAACAGUAACCUAUAAUAUGUUGUGAGCUUCCUCGAGAAUCAGUGACAGUAUGUUUUGUCCCUCAUUUAGAAAGUCGGUUUGUUUUAUAAUUAUGUAUAACGCGUUCUGCGGUUUUCUAUUUUUACCUUUAUAACUUCCAGUAAAUUUAAACGUAUUAUAUUAGCACGAUAAUGCAUAAGACGACAAUAUUAUUACUGUUAAUAUCGUCAAUAUAAUGUUAAAAUUAUUUUAUAUUUUGUAUUAAACAAUUAUAAUUAUUCAGAUUUGAUUUAAUAACACAUUAUUUUUUCAACAAAAUAUAUAUUUACAUAUUUGUGUCUAUAUUUA